UGUGGAUUUUGAAUUUUACGUUCGGAUUCUGAUUUCGUUUUCUGGUGGGCUUUUUAAUUGAUCAGCCACCAUUCGCCAAACGAAUGCAGUCGAAAUUAAUUGAACAUGAUGGAAAAAAUAUUCAACCACAAACAUUUAGAGAGUAAUCGAAACGAUGAGCGCGCCACUGUGCCACAAUUUCGGUUUACACCUGUCGAAGCUGCCACUCCCACGAGAAACUUUUUCUACCACCAAACCAGCAACAGCAGCAGCAACAGCAACAACUGGAGGCGCCACAACCAUAGGAAAAAGCAAAAGAGCAACAACAUCAGUGAUAUGGAACGGUGCAUAGCAACAAAGUCAAAAACCGAAACCGCUCAGAGUUCAAUGCAGCAAAGCAGCCAGUGCAGCCAAUGCAGCCAGUGCAGCAACAACCGAAACUAUCAAAAGAAAUGCCACCAAAAUCAAACAAACACUCAAGUACAGAGCACUCAGCAAAGCAAUUGCAGCAGCCACAGAGAUCGAGACCACCUGACAAACCAACAAAAGCAACAAAACCAACGAACAAAUAGUGCAACAGCAACAGCAGCAGCUGCAGCUGCAACAUCAUCAAAUUGCGCUACGUGCAACAUCAGCAGCAACAUAAGCACUAAGCGCAGUAAAAACAUCAGGGAGCCAAGCUGCAGCACACAAUUAAACACCCUCUACGCGCUGCUGGUGCUUUUGAUAGUCGGCCUUGCCGCAGCCACCGCCUCACCCAGCCCCGCCCCCUUUUCCCGCGAGAGCAGGCGCGAUGCUCUUUUGGCCUACUACAAGCGGGCGCACCUGCCACAGAGCGGUGGUAGCAGCAUUUCCCUGGGGCACGAGUACCACAGCCAGCACAAGUAUCAGUAUCACCUGCUCCACGAUGCCAAUGGCCUUGACUUUGACGAGCUAACACCCACCGCCAGCAGCGUGUCCGCUCUCAGUCGGGCGGAGCGUUUUCGAUUGCGUAAGCGCAGCGCCACGCCCACAACGCCCGCCAGUGCGGCAGCUGCCACGGCAGCUAUUCCACUGGAUGUUGCAACUGCAGCAGGAGCAGCAGCAGCGAAGGAGACGGACAGCGGGAAGAAGCCGGAGGAGAAGUGCGAGCCAAGAGUACUCGAAACGCUGCCAGAUGAGCCGUUUUACGACUACACCGACAUCGCCGAGGAUGCCGCACGCCAGUUUAUUGAAUUUUUAUCGGGCAAAUUCCCAAAUGCCAACACACCGAUUACCAUCGAUGAGGCGACACGUGCGGAGGUGAGUCGCCGGGCCAAUGGAAUCGCCAGCUACGCCCUCAACGAGGACGACAAUCUCCUGGCCUUCGCCAUUGCCGCGCCCAGCAUUCACACGGUGGUCGUUAAAUUCAGGGAUAACGUUACGAUACCACCGGAUCAGGUGCACAAUAAGGCAUACUUGGGUUCCUAUUGGCGCGAGUUGGGUGCGGCCUGGAACAGCACGGACGGCACUCAGGAGUGGGGCGCUCCAUUCCGCGACUGCAACCUGUUGACGCGUCGCUGGCUGUGGCCAUUUCGCAUAUCCUUCAGCGAGCACAGGAUCAAAGUUGUGGCGGCUGCGUUCAUUGCCGCCGACGAGGAUGUGUGCAACGAUGGCCUGGAGGAAGUUUUCGGUCGCCGCCAUGGUUGCGAUCGCAAUACGACCUUCUGCCUGCUCACCGAGAACAAACCCGCCGCCACCCGUGAUGUGUACACCUGCCUCUGCCGGGAAUCGUACUAUCUGCCCAAUUCCACGCUGCAGGGAUUCCGUGGCGAUCGGGUGGAGCUGUCCGAGGGCUACGACAACUACUCGUGCAUUCCGUGUCCCGGCGGAUGCAGCAACUGCGAUAGCAACGGCGUCUGUUUGACCUUCCAGGAGGAGGAGGUGCUCAACGUGGACGCCUGCCUGCGCCUCCUGGUGGCCAUCGUCCUGGGCGCCUGCAUCCUGUGCUGCAUCGUCCUCGGCGUGAUUGUCUUCCGGCAGCGAAAGUGCAAGGCCAUUGCGUCUGGCAUGUGGACUGUGCUGGAGACGAUACUGCUGGGCAUUGUCUUACUUUAUGCAUCUGUUGCCGUCCAUUUCUUUCCCGCAUCCACCGAGCGCUGCCUUCUGGAGCCCUGGCUCCGGGAGCUGGGCUUCAUCACCUGCUACGGAGCCAUCAUCCUGAAGUUGUACCGCCACCUGGUGGACUUCCGCACCCGCAAGGCGCAUCGCUGGGUGCUGCGGGACGUGGACCUGCUCAAGUAUCUGGGCACCAUGGUCUUCGCCGUCAUCUGCUACAUGGCCGCGUUCACUGCCUCGUCGCUGGACCUGCUCGAAAGUGCGAAGCUGGAGAGCCUCAGGGAGGCGGACACGAACACCUGCCAGCCGCUCAAGUGGGAGCUGGUCACGCAGACCAGCGAGAUGCUCAUCCUGUGCUUCGGACUGCACCUGUCCAUCGCCAGUCGCAAUGCCAACACCCAGUUCCGGGAACGACAAUUCCUGGUGACCGCCCUGACGCUGGAGUUCCUGGUCUCGUCGAGCUUCUACUUUCUGCGCUUCGUCUACCUGCCGGAAAUGAGUCCCAGUGCCAUUCUGCUGGCCCUGUUCAUCCGCUCCCAGCUGACGAAUAGUUUCGCCUUGGGUCUGAUAUUUGUGCCAAAGUUGUGGUAUCAGCACAAGCAGGUUCGUUCGCUAGCGUAUGAUCUAUCAAUACGUUUACCUGUGGAUGCUUUCAAGGGUACGUCACACGACGCCGGCCAGCGGCUGGGCGGAGGAUAUGCCGGACUCUGUCUGGGCGAUCCGGACAUCGGGGAGCUGACCAUAUCCGAAAUGAGCCCCGAGGACAUACGCGCCGAACUCAAAAGACUGUACACCCAACUGGAGAUAAUGAAGAACAAGACUCUGAGGCAGGACAAUCCGCACAUCAGUAAGCGACGUGGCGGACGCAAGGCGGGUCACCGUCGCUUCUCCCUGCAGAAAAAGGGCAGCAAGGAUAAGGCUCUAAGUGCCAAACACCGCAGCAACAAGCAUCAUCAGGACAUCGAGAUCACCGAGGCGGAACCUUCCAGGACGCCCGAGGAUUCUGUUUGCAGUGCCGAAGGACCCACGGAUACCUAUGCGGAAAUUUCCGGCGUGUCCCACUCAAUGCUCUCCCACUCGAUGGUCUCGCACUCGAAGUAAGGAGUCCUUGCCAAGGAGACCGCAUCGCAGGAUCAUUGCGGAUAUUUGAGAAUUGUAUAUAAGUAUUAAACGGUACGAUACAUGUUGGUAUGUGUAGAUAAUAUGUGAGAAAUAGUUAUUAUAUAGCGCAACAACACAAACAAUAAAAGAAUUACUUUAAUUUCGCAAUGAAAGAAAAAACCAACAGGAAAUUGAUAGAUGAGAUGCAAAACACACAAAACACAAACAAUAACAAACAUUACUUUAUUUUUCAAUGAAACGUAAAGUAAAGAACCUUGAAAGCAGUCAAGUUUUAUAAAGUUUUGAUAAAUUUUUAGACGAUUUUACUUUAAUUUACGUUGAUUUCUCUCAGUCUUGAGUUCAGUUGAUUUCGAUGAUACGAUCACAGAUCACAGAUCAAAGUUGUUCAAACGGUAGAGCGGUAAAACAGAGCCCACCUGUGUAGGUAACGAUAAAACUGUAAAAACAAGGCCACAUACACUAAGAAAAAUACACCCAUUCCUAAAACACGCGUUUUAGUUUACCUCUGAGUUCUACGACAGUUACUAACACUCGGUUCCUCCAACCAUUUGCUUUCAACCCAACACUAUCCACAUAAUGUUGGAUAGAGAUGCUAGAGAUCUUGAGAUCAUUUUCAAUCAGCGAAUAAUCAGUUGUAAAUUUGAGCUUAUAGGCAUUAAAACUAGCAAUUCCCCCAUAACUAACGUGCGUCUUACGAUUUGCUAAUCUUACCAACUAAAGUGUAUUUGUAUUAUAUAUUAUAUUAUUAUGUACUUGUAAUUUCCACUCAUUCCCAUCCAAAAUCCGAACGGGCUAGACUUUCUGUAAAUACACAAUGUACGGGGACGAAAGAGCAAAUUGUUACAUUUUCAAAACACACAGUUCAGUUCCCGAACGAGAGUGAAAAUCAUAGGAAAAUGCUUAAUAGAGGCUAAAGUGCAUAUUUUUUUUAAACCUAGCCCAACAAACUGUGUCUCAAGUAUUACGUAUUCACUACUAGCCGAUUUCCUCCGAAAUUUGUAGAUCCCAAUCCAGAGUAUCUUAAAUUCGAUGUCCUCGAAGUAAAGAUCGUGUUAGAUCGUAUUGAAAAACACAAAGUGAAAACAUUUCAAAUGUACGCAAUAAAUUUUGGAUGAGCUCGUUAUAAAAAAAAGAAGAGGGGGAAAACAAGUCCAUAGAAAACAUAUAGUACAGUUACAUGGGCAUUUAUAAGGGUUAUGAGAAAGUAUAUCUAUAUACACUACAAAAAAUAUAUAGAAAGUAAAACAUGGCAAAUGGUUAAAUUAGGUAAACUUACAGCAUGCAUGCAACAAAUUGAGCAUUUAAAACAAAAUGAAGGCAAAAACCCAAAAUGAUAAUUAAUUAUAAAAAAAAGAAAAAGUAAAACCUACUUUUGGUUGCGUUUGAUCAAAAGUGUGUGUAUAAAAAAAAUAUUUAUGGCAUAUACAUAAACAUAUAACUAACUUAUAUUAUAUAUAAAUAUAUAUACAUAUAUAUGAGUGUAAUCAGCAUUACAAUAAAACAAAAACG
Molecule: messenger RNA, 4686 nt
Organism: Drosophila teissieri
Lineage: Eukaryota; Metazoa; Arthropoda; Insecta; Diptera; Drosophilidae
Gene: smog
Exons: 14
Coding region: 106-3156 (1016 amino acids)
Biological process (GO): G protein-coupled receptor signaling pathway
Cellular component (GO): membrane
Molecular function (GO): G protein-coupled receptor activity
Source: RefSeq, a predicted model, not a curated record